Molecule: messenger RNA, 975 nt
Organism: Pyrus x bretschneideri (Chinese white pear)
Lineage: Eukaryota; Viridiplantae; Streptophyta; Magnoliopsida; Rosales; Rosaceae
Product: enoyl-CoA delta isomerase 2, peroxisomal-like
Exons: 1
Coding region: 287-628 (113 amino acids)
Source: RefSeq, a predicted model, not a curated record
UUGUGAGUUUGUGACCCGAUUACAAACUCGUAAAACAAAUUAAAAAAGUCAUCGAAAAAGAUAACGAGAAAACCAAACACACAUCCCCAAGGACUCAGCUACAACAAAGCAAUGUGCACAUUAGAGAAGCGCGGCGAUCUCUUCUUCCUAACCCUCACCAGCGACGAUGACCACUGCUUAGGCCUCCCAAUCAUCGACUCCCUCCUCUCUGCCCUCGCCGAAGCCAAUUCCCAAGCCACGCGGGGCUCCGUCCUCAUCACCACUGCCCAAGGCAAGUUCUUAUCCAAUGGCCUUGACCUCGCCUGAGCCACGAUUACUUCCUCAUGAGGCGCGACAGAGGCGUGUUGUACAUGGCGGCGUUCCGGUUGAAAAUCGGCUCGGUAUCGGGUCUGAGGGACGUGAUGCUAAGGGGAUGAAGGUGAAGGGAGACGAGGCGGUGAAUAUGGGGAUUGUGGAGUCAGCACACGAAAGCGCGGAGAGCACGGUGGAGGCUACGAUGCGCCUGGGGGAGGAUUUGGGGAAGAGGAGGUGGAACGGCGACAUUUAUGCGGAGAUCAGGAAGAGCUUGUAUCCGGAGUUGUCCGGAGUUCUUGGAGUGGCGAUUGCUACUCCGAAGGCAAAGCUUUGAGUUUGUCAUUUCCUCCGAUUUAGUGGGGGCACUUAGAGAAUAAUAUGAAACUUAAUAGGUUUAAAUUGAAAUUUGAUGAUUUCAGUGAUUCAAAUGUGCGAAUCAAUUUGUGUUUGACUGUAAGAAAGCUAGUUGGUUGGAGACUUUUAAUAUGUAUUUUUGCUCAUUCUUUAUCCUAAUUUUUUUUUUUUUUUUUUUUUUGUCAAUGUUUUUGUGCAACUAGCUACUUUAUGUUUUUAUCCGUGUAGUCUAUUUUUUUAAUCAAAUGAAAAUUUUUUAUAAGGAGAAAAAGAUAGAGGGAAAAUAAAUUAUUAUUAAACUUGUUAAAAAUAGGCUUAUUUACUCUA